CUAGCUGGUGCAUGUGGCUACGGUGAAUACGGAAGAACUGUGAAUGAUGGUGACGUAGCUGCUGUUCCCAGACGACUCUUUAGAAAUGGAGCUGGAUGUGGUGUAUGUUAUAAGAUAAAGUGCACAGAAGAAGAAUGCAAUGACGACGGAGUUGAAGUUGUGGUGACGGACCACGGUGAAAGUCAUGAAUCCGAUUUCAUUCUGAGCGGCCAAGCAUUCGCAAAGAUGGCCGAGUCCGGCAUGGAGGCUAAACUCAAGGCAUAUGGUCACGUUAAUAUCGAAUACCAACGAGUUCCAUGCCGAUACCCUGGCAACAAUCUCAUGCUUAAAGUUCACGAGCAUGCUCAUUAUCCUAACUACCUUGCCAUGAUUUUCUACUAUCAGACUGGAAUUUACGACAUUACUGCGGUCGAAAUCUUUGAGGAGGCAAAUCUACAAUGGAGGGCAUGUAGGAGGGCAUAUGGUGCAGUUUGGGACAUGGAAAAUCCACCAAAAGGUGGGCUAACAGUUAGAUUCUUUGCAAGUGCAAGUGUUACUGCUGAACCAAAAUGGGUGGUUGUUGCUAAUGUCAUCCCACUUGCUUGGCAAGCUGGUGUUGUUUAUGACACUUCUAUUCAACUUUCUUAAACUUACAAAUUAUAUAUAUUGUUAUGAAAACCAUUCAAGGUUGCAUUAUUAUUCAAUGUUACCUUAAUUAGUCCCAACUUUUCCAGCACUUUUUAUCACUUUGGUACUUUAAUUUCUUUUUCUUUUAGGUGGAAAUUUCAUUUCCUUAUUUAUUAGAUGAAUUAGUGAUGAAUUACCAAUAAUAAAAGUUGGGACUAUAUAUAUGUACUACUAUGCAAUAAUUAAUGUCUCUUGUAAUAAAAAUAUAU
This is a messenger RNA of Chenopodium quinoa (quinoa), 875 nucleotides long. Its product is annotated as expansin-like B1. The transcript is spliced from 3 exons. The record is from RefSeq and is a predicted model, not a curated record. Gene Ontology annotation, cellular component: extracellular region. The annotation marks the transcript as partial. NCBI's taxonomy places the organism in Eukaryota, Viridiplantae, Streptophyta, Magnoliopsida, Caryophyllales, Amaranthaceae.